Molecule: messenger RNA, 6230 nt
Organism: Ceratosolen solmsi marchali
Lineage: Eukaryota; Metazoa; Arthropoda; Insecta; Hymenoptera; Agaonidae
Product: HEAT repeat containing 1 homolog l(2)k09022
Exons: 8
Coding region: 2-6187 (2061 amino acids)
Biological process (GO): positive regulation of transcription by RNA polymerase I; maturation of SSU-rRNA from tricistronic rRNA transcript (SSU-rRNA, 5.8S rRNA, LSU-rRNA)
Cellular component (GO): t-UTP complex; small-subunit processome; 90S preribosome
Molecular function (GO): snoRNA binding
Source: RefSeq, a predicted model, not a curated record
AAUGGCUACGUCACUAGCGGAGCAACUUAAGAAAUUAAGGACCCCUCAAACUACAUUACUUCUUCAGGAUAAACGUAAACCAAGUUUAUUAUUUGAUACGAAAGAAGUAGCAAAUCUUGAUAGGGAUACUAUUUAUAAUAUUGGUGUUAGUGGUUUAGAGGAGCUGAUUAAAUUAUGUAAAACAUUCGAAGAUUUUAAAAAAACACUCUUUGCGCAAAGUUCUAUUAAUUUAGAACGAUCUGUACAAAAUGAAAAAGUUAACGCAAAAUUAAAUAUAGAAAUUGAAAAAUUUCUAGUACUUUUAUCACCAUAUUUUUUAUUAAAUACAGCUCACAAAGCAUUAGAGUGGCUUAUUCAUAGAUUUCAUAUUCAUCAAUUCAAUAAAGAUCAUUAUUUAUUAUUAAUUUUACCAUAUCAUGAAUCUCGGAUGUUUAUAAGGGCAUUGCAGCUUUUAGAUUUAUCAAAUUUAAGCGAUAAAUGGUAUUGGCUUAAAGCGGUGCAAAAGAGUCGCAGUCCAUUGCCUCCGCUAUCAUUAAUGAAUCGAGUUGCCAAUGACAAUGGCUUCCUCAAGCUUAUUUGUAAUCAUGUAACCUUUGCAACAAAUGUCUAUUUAGAUAGAGCUAAUAGUUUAAAUACCCUCUAUGCCUUUUAUGCAACUGUUUUGGUAGGAAGUAUCGAACAUUCUUCUAUUAUUACGGAUGUUCAGUUUAAUCAUAUAUUGCCUGCUUUACUAAAAGGAUUAUCUAGUCAAAUACCGGAUUUUUUAGCAAGUUCGUACAUGAUAUUUGCUAAACUAAUUACAAAAAUUAAUCUUCGCGAUGAAACAAUGAAUAGAUUAGUCCUAAAGUCAAUAAAGAAACCAGUUUUGACUCAAGAAUUAGUACUUUUAAUACUAUUUUUAUAUGACAAUCCAUUCAAUAGUUUAUCAGCAGUUUCUACAAAUCUCAUGCUUAAGUUUUCAAAUAGGUCUUGGUUCGUCGAUACUAUUAUAAAAGUGAAAAAUUCAGGCGUACAAAUCUUAAAAUUCAUUAUUCUACUUCUCGAUACUGCAAUAAAAUUUAUUAAGCAAAAUUCAAGCGGCGACGAUUGUCGAGUCAAGAAAAUGGUCAACGAUAUUUUCACCCAAAUUCCGUUAGAUGAAAACGAAGUAUUGUUAAUACUAAAGAGUACGUUGAUAAAUAAUAUUGUGUCAGAAGAAGUUGAUAGUAAUGUAAAGGACUAUUUUAUUGAUUUGUAUAGAUCUGUCGAAAGAAAAUAUCCAAAUUGUUUUGAUAAAUAUCUGCACGAAUUGAUGUAUGUGAAAGAAUCGAGCUCGGAAAGAAGUACAAUUUUAAAAUUUUUGACAUCUUUGUAUUCAAAAGCAGACGAAUCCUUAGACAUUUUUACUGGUCUUAAUCAUAAUAAUUCAGAGCAGCGAAUUAUUGCAAUAAAAAUGUUAAGUAAAACGAAUAUAACUACAUCGGAUAAUAUUAGAGAAAUGAUAAAUAAAUCGUUGUUAGUAAGAUUUAACGAUGAUGAUGAUAGAGUGAUUGAGGCUCUACUAAAUUUACCAAUAAAUGUAUUGAAAAAUAUAUUUGCCGUGGAUACUCUAGUUGAUGAAUUGAUAAAUUUAGUUUCAAGAUGUCAUGCUAAGCACAGAAAAAUGUUAGCUAAACCAGCUUUAAAACUUUUAUUAGAACUAUGCGACGAAAGCGACGAAACUAAUGUGUUUCUAGUCGCAGUUCCAUAUUUAUUUCCUACAAAAGAUACAGACGUUGACAUUACUAUUCAGAUAUUAACAUCCGACUUUGCCAAGAGAAACUCUUAUUUUAAGACUGUAGCGGAUGAAAUAAAGGACUUACGAGAUGCAGAAUCUGUAAGAUCAGUAGCUUUCCAUAAUAUUUUAAUUUCAAAACUUUUGCCUUCCGCAGCAAAUAUUUUGAGUGCAAUAAGACAACAAAUGACGCACGCAGACGUUGCAUCUGUGUUUUUCAAUAUGAUAAUUUUAGGUUCUGUUUGUCGGGUACCCGUGGGUUCUCUUGAACCUGAAAUAGCAAGGCAAGCGAUUGAAAUGGCUGCUGAGAUGGUAAAAAGUUUCCCAAAAGUCUUACCUUUAAAUGGCGCAACUCACAUAAAUACUAAUAAACUGCUCGACGCUCUGAAAUACGUUAAUCAAGGCCAUUUACCAUUGCAAGUUAAUACCUACGUUUUAGAAAUGGUACAUAGACGUUUAACUUUAAAUGUCAAUGCAAAAUUCGAUUUUGAAGAAGAUUUUGAAAGAAGUCAAUUAGUACUGCGCCUUAUGGAAAUUGCAUUCGAUGGAAUGAUUUUAGAGCAAUGGCGAAUGAAUUAUCACGAAUGGAAAUUGCAUUACGAAUGGUAUUUACAAAUCUUUUUCCAAAGACAUUUUAAGAAUGUCGAAGAUACCAUUAGAUUCUUAUCCCAGUUAUUUAUAAAACCAGUUAAAUCACAAACUUCGCUCCACUGCCUACAGAUAUGUUUGGUUCUCCUUGACAGUUGUAAAUCUUUUCAAUGGAUUUUUAAUGAUAAUACUUUCUUUGUACAUUUAUUACUCGCUCUUAGCUCAGAGAACGAUGCUUGUAAAGAGGCUGCGGUGAAUAUUUUAAAAAAGUUAUCCGAAACAUUUAAUAUAUCAAUGGAGGGCUAUUCUGUACUGCUGUUUGAGCUCGUGAAUCGAAGGACCGAAAUAUUAUUGGAUUCAAAACAGUUGUCGUUAUUUUUAUAUACAUUUUUAUCGCCUGAUCCAGACGUAAGUUGUCAAAUAAAAUCAAGUUUACGACCUAAGUUUGAAAAAAUACGAGAAUCAUUAUUUGAAAUUAUUACAACGAAUGAAGUACCCAUACAUGUUCGUUCACAAUUGCUCGAACUAUUAAUGCAUGUUAAUGGGCAUAAGGUCUUGAAACAAUUGAUACCGUUGGGAUAUGAAUUGCUGAAUAAAGUUAACGUCGAGGGGAAAAUAUUUGCUCAAAGAUUAAUAAAAAAUAUACUACAAAGAUUUGAUCACAGUUCAGUCGCAGCAUUAGAAGAUAAAACCGUCUGGAAUUUUUUUAUAGAAUGUAUAUCAAAUUCUAACACUCAAAUUCCAACAAAUAACGUUAAACAAUAUUUGAGUGUUAUUCUAAUAAAGCAAAUUGAUAACAUAUUUUUUUCCAAACUCGGCAAUAUAUCAAAACAGUUGCAAAAAGAAUUAUUAUCAAAACUCGUUGAUAUAGUAACGGACAGUGAAAUUAAUUCAAUUAUUUCUGUAAUCACUAGAUUAGUGAAGAAAAUCUAUAUAGACGCUCAAUUAAUAGUCGACGAAUUAAAAUUCAUGAUAAAUAUUAACGACGAAGCUAUUGAGCUAAAUAGAAGUAAAGAACCCUUAAAAAGAAAGAAGAGUAUUAUUAAAAUUAAUAAUCAAUAUAAUCCAGAACUUGUAAACAGCAAAAAGUGGAAGAAAGGAAUAACGCUAUUAGAAUUCAUACAGCAUUCAAAUAAUAUUGAGAACGAAGAACUUUUAGUUCCAGUUUUGUUCGAUUUGUUAAAAGUAUCAUUGUGUUUUGAAGAACAAAGUUCAGUCGAAUACACUAACCAAUUGGUAUUAUCAACUAUUCAUCAUUUGGCUACAAAGUUCAUUCCUAUUAAAAACGCAGAUGCUUACGUUGAUAUGAUCGCUCAAUGUAUUCGAACAUCUCAUAACCCUCAAACUCAUCAUCAUGCUUUAUUGGUAUUGGUCGAGCUUUUCAAAAUUGCAGAUAUACAAAGAUCGUUACAAAAUAUAAUGCCCAUUUUUACUUUUAUGGGCAAUACCGUUCUCAGGCAAGAUGAUGCUUAUUCGAUUCAAAUUAUAUCGAAAACCAUUGAGACUGUUGUACCUAUUAUUAACGCCACAAAUAAUAUAAAUCACGUUUGUGAAAUUCUAAGGCUAUUUAUAACAUCGUUGCCAGAUAUUCCAGAUCACAGGAGAAUUCCAUUAUUUAAAAAAUUAUUGCAAUUUUUAGAUAAUCAUUUGCAUUUGUAUUACUUAUUGACUUUUGAAAGUCAUGUGUUUUCUAAAAAUGUCGAGUCCUCUCAAGAAUUAUCAUUGGAGAGAUCGCAUUUUGCUUUAUCAAUUUUACAAGAAUUUUCUGUUCAAAAAAUUAUUCAAGUUUGCGUUAAAUUAGUGAACUUUUUAAGAGAACUGCCUACGGAAAUUGAAGAAGGUGAAAAAAAUGUUAAUUUUCAUGGCAACCAUAUCUUUAAUGUAGCGAAUUGUUCGGGUAAACAGUUAAGACAUUAUAAGUUCAUAAUAGUUCGAUUUUUGAUAUCGCUUCUUUCUCGCUCAGAUUUCAUUAAUCGAAUAGCCCAACUGAACGAGGCUGAUAUUGAAAUAUUAAAACCAUUAUAUGAUACAUUAAUAGUCGAGCUUGUAAUGUAUAUACAAAAUACAUUAAAAAAUGCUGACAUUCAUCAAGGUAAACCAAAUGGUAAAUACUGGAAAGUUAUGCUCCAUGGGCUUUAUGAUGUUUUGGAUCUUAUAAAUAAUUUAUUACCAAACAACAUUUUCAUAACUAGUAUUACGAAAUUAAUCAAUCAUGAAUACUUGACGGUAAGAAGAAAGGCUUUGGAAUUAUUGAAUACGAGAAUAGCACAAAAAAAAUUUACAGAUGAAGAUUAUGAGGAUUUGAUACUUUUUAUCGACCCAAUAACAAAAGUUCUAGGUGGACCUCAUAAAUGUGUUAAUUCAGAGGUUGAAAUUAUUCAACAGACAGCGUUAAUUACUUUAAAAUUAUUAGCUAAGUUGCUGGCGUCUACGCAUCCCAAUAUUUUUAAACCAAUUCUUGAUUUAGCAACCGAGCUCGUGAAGAAACGAGAAGGCGCCGUCUUAAGCAGUGCUGUACUUUGUGUCGCAGAAUUAUGUUCUUCCAUGAGAAUUCACGCGAUUCAGAGUCUCAAUAAAUUUAUGCCAGCCGUAAUUCGGCUUUUAGAUAAACACUGCCGUCAAGAAAUUCCAGACAUACUGAUUAUAAGUAUAGUGACUGCUUUGCAAAAAAUCGUAGAAUCUAUUGGAAAUUUGUUGUCACUUUACCUUGAUCAGCUGCUACACGAACUUUCAAGAAUGAGUUUUCUUUAUACGGAUUUUGCUCAUUCAAAAAUUGGAUUAGUAGCGGUUCGAUUAAAGGCCAUAAUACAAAAAUUAUCAAAUUGUAUUCCAUUACGUAUAUUACUGCCGGCUAUAAAUAAAACAUACAGUACCUUUUUAAAUAAUAAAUAUUACCAAUAUAUUCCUUCGCUCAUGAAUGUACUUGCUGAAUCGUUUGGUAGUGCUCAGCCAAUAGAACUCAACAGUUUGAUUCCUGAUUUGACAACAUUCUUUUUGAAAGUACUUCAAUUUCGCGAAGACGUAAUAAAAUCUGAGAGUGAGAUGGAAGUUGAUAACGAAGUGACUUUAUUAGACAUAACUAAUGUCGAAGGGAGUGCAAGUAAAACUCUGGUAGCUCUAGUUUUAAAAUUAAGCGAGGCUACUUUCCGACCAUUGUAUUAUAGGCUUUAUGACUGGGCCGCGAGAAAUCCACAAUAUAAACAAAGAAACAUAACGUUCUAUAGAUUAUCAGCUAAUAUAGCGGAAUGUCUCAAAUCCUUGUUCGUCUUGUUUGCCGGACAUUUCCUAAAACACGCUGCUUCGUUACUAAUUGGAAAUAAUACUUUUUGUAAUCAUGAAAUGUCCGAGAUAACGUUUGAAGACGAAGCCAGCAGGAUUGAAUUGAUCGAUGAAAUAUUGCUGACACUUUACAGAGUUUUUACUUACGAUGCUCACGACUUCAUAAAUCAGGAAAGAUUUGAAACUCUGAUGCAGCCGCUUGUUGAUCAAGUGGAAAAUACGUUGGGCACUAAGGCAGAGUACGAAAGAAGAUCAAAAGACUUUAUUAUCCCUUGCAUUGCAUCUUUUGCUGGAGCAAUUCCAGAUGACUCUUUGCAUAAACAAUUAGUAUAUCAAAUUUUGUUAAAAACAAGGCAUAACAAACCAUGUGUUCGCGAUACUGCCUUAAAUACUCUAGUGGAGAUAGUGCGAAAGCUCGGGGAAGAUUUUAUGCCUCUGUUACCAGAAACUGUUCCAUUCCUUGCUGAAUUAUUGGAAGAUGAGGAUGAAGUAAUUGAGAAAAAUGCCCAAAGUGCUGUUAGAACAUUAGAGGAAAUUUUGGGUGAACCACUACAGAAAUAUUUUUAAACAAAUAUUGCAAGCAAUUAUAUUGUAUAUAGUUUUCCAGCAU